UCCUGGUUUGUCUGAAAUCGUCAUCAUGUACCCGCGUUAGUUGAACAACCCACUUUGUUUGGCGGGAUUGAGCAGCAAAGAAGCACCUCCGUCGUCUAAUCGGAACUAUGCAGUUUUCCAGCAGAAGAAAGAAGCUCAACACCAACUCUCAGGUGGAGCUGUAUGCACAUCCCCUGCAGUUCUACGGGCAGCCUCCUCUUGAAAACAUCUCUCUUACUGAGUUUGAGGCAUUUGCUGUUGAUCGCCUGAAAUUGCUGAAGACCAUUGAGAAUGUGGGAGUGAGCUAUGUGAAACAGUCAGAGAACUACAUGAAGAAACUGGAGUACGAGUUAAAAGCGCUGAACUUUCUUUACAGAGCCGAUGCUUCUCAGAGUGGACACAGUGAAUAUGAGAAACGAAGAAAGGACCACAUCUCUCACUUCAUUCUCAGACUUGCCUACUGCCAAACGGAGGAUCUGAGACGCUGGUUUAUACAACAGGAAGUCGAUCUUUUCCGCUACCGCUUCAGUGACCUGCAUCCAAAACAAAAGCUGGAAUUUCUUCACAGAAAUAAUCUGCAGUACGACACGAUUAGUGUCGAGGAGAAGAAGGCUCUGCAGGACAAACUUGUCAGCUCCAGUUACGGCCUCAGUGGAAUCACUGUGGAGGAUCAGGACUUCUACAAAGUUCCAUUUCAAGACGCCCUGGAUCUAGUGCGAACAAGGAAAGUGUACCUCAAAGCAGGCUACGUGUACAUCCCUCACCAGGACAUCGUCACCAUUGUUCUCAACGACUUCCGUACCAGGCUGUCUAAAGCUCUCGCAUUGACAGCCCGCUCGCUACCAGCGGUGCACUCUGAUGAACGGCUCCAACCGCUCCUUAACCACCUCAGUCAUGCCUAUGUUGGACAGGAUUACAGCAUCCAGAAGAAUGUUGGGAAAAUCUCCUUGGAACAAAUUGAUUCACUUUCAGGAAAGUCCUUCCCACUCUGCAUGAGGCAGCUGCACCAGAGCCUCCGGGAGAACCACCAUCUCCGCCACGGUGGUCGCAUGCAGUACGGCCUCUUCCUCAAAGGCAUCGGCCUCUCUCUGGAGCAAGCUCUGCAGUUCUGGAGGUCCGAGUUCAUACGAGGAAAAGUGGAUGCAGACAAGUUUGACAAAGCAUAUGCCUACAGCGUCCGCCACAUGUUUGGCAAAGAAGGCAAGCGAACAGACUACACCCCCUACAGUUGCAUGAAGGUGAUUUUAUCAAACCCACCCAGCCAAGGCGACCAUCAUGGAUGUCCUUUCCGUCACAGUGACCCAGAGCUGUUGAAGCAGAAGCUUCAGUUCUACAAGGUGUCUCCCAGCGGGAUCAGUCAGAUCCUGGAGCUGGUUAAAGGGAUGCACUAUCAGCUGGCGUGCCAGAAAUACUUUGAGCUGACACACAAUAUUGAGGACUCCAACUUCUCGCUCAAUCACCCCAACCAGUACUUCAUAGAGAGCCAGAGAGUUUUGGGCGGAGGCAAGGACAUAAAGCGAGAGGCGGAUGCUCCACAGAAGACGCAGGAAAACUCCAGCAAAGGACCCAACGCAGCUCGAGACGCAGCAGCAAACAGCUCGCAGGCUGUGGCCGAGAUGACGGAGGAUCUGGACUCUUUCUUUCAAGAUGCUUAAUCUUUUUUUUAUGCGUUUUUUUUCUAUAAGGACUGGAGGGUGGGGGUGUUUCAUAUUCAAACUUGAGUGGAAUCUUUAAAAGUUGCUGUAAAUUACAUGUUAAGAAUUAAAUUUGCAUAUCAAUCAUUUCUCCA
Molecule: messenger RNA, 1768 nt
Organism: Centropristis striata (black sea bass)
Lineage: Eukaryota; Metazoa; Chordata; Actinopteri; Perciformes; Serranidae
Gene: prim2
Product: DNA primase subunit 2
Exons: 14
Coding region: 108-1634 (508 amino acids)
Biological process (GO): DNA replication, synthesis of primer
Cellular component (GO): alpha DNA polymerase:primase complex
Source: RefSeq, a predicted model, not a curated record